Messenger RNA from Thecamonas trahens ATCC 50062, 1682 nucleotides. Its product is annotated as general transcription factor II H. Gene Ontology annotation, cellular component: transcription factor TFIIH holo complex; transcription factor TFIIH core complex. Gene Ontology annotation, biological process: nucleotide-excision repair. The transcript has a single exon. The record is from RefSeq and is a predicted model, not a curated record. Gene Ontology annotation, molecular function: double-stranded DNA binding; ATPase activator activity. The coding region runs from base 21 to 1682 and encodes 553 amino acids. NCBI's taxonomy places the organism in Eukaryota, Apusomonadida, Apusomonadidae.
UCGACUUGCCACCAGCGGCAAUGGGUCUGGCCUCAUUCAUUCUGGACUUUCUCUCCUCGCUGGCUGUCCACUCACCGGCUACGCUACAGCAGCUGUAUGGCGACCCAUGGGCGGCCCAUGGCGUCCUCCGUGCCCUCCCUCCGCUGGCCAAGAACUUCACCAUGCGCAUGCUGUACUUGACGGGGCCUCUGGCUGCAAGGUCUGUCCUCGAGUGGACGCCCGUCGAGUCGCGCUAUCUUGCCCGGGACGCCCUGUGCAAGCUGUAUCUGCUCAGGAUGGUGCUGAUCAAGUCAGAGGCCGGCUCGUCGUCGCUAGAUGAGGCGCUGGCCGCUGGCCUCAGCGAUCCGUCUGGAGAUGAGGACGCUCUCACUGCUGCCGUUGCUCGCGCUCUGGAGGAUGUGUAUGCGCCUGGUGCGCUCAUCUGCCUUGAUCCGGUCUUCCAGGCCUCGCUUCAAUCUGCGCUGGCUGGCGAGGCGCCGACGCCGUGGAUCGCUGACGCCGACCCGUCGUCGCUCGACGGCGCAGACCUGCCGUCGGCAGCCACGCUCGAUUCGUUUGCCGAGACCAAGUGGGAAGCCAUUCUCGAGUUUCUCAUGGGCACGCCGUCAAGCGAUCUCGAGCCUGGCGUUGAGGCCAUGCUCGCCGCUGCUGGGCUCAUUGUCGACCACGACUCGGACGAAACCGCUGCGCCUGUCCUCACCCCCGCAGGCUUCAAGUACCUGCUCAAGGACGUGUACACCCAGAUCUGGACCCUCCUUGUCGAGUUCAUCUCGGUCGCGUCGGAGCAGGAGAACUCGAUGGCCUCGGUCAUCCGCUUCCUCUUUGUCCUCACCUUUCUCGAGGUCGGCCAGCCGUACCGCAUGGACGCGCUCUCUGAGUUUGAGCAGACGCUCGUCCUCGACCUUCACGCACUCGGCCUCAUAUAUCUCGCGUCGCCUGACUCUGCGCUCGGCCGCGAGUACUACUUCCCCACCAAGCUUGCCACACACCUCAUGACCGGAAACAUCGAGCUCGAGGACGACCACAAGUACAUCAUUGUGGAGACCAACCUACACCUCUACGCCUACACCACCUCGGUCAUCAAGAUGAACAUCCUCUCCAUGUUCACCGCCAUCACAUGUCGCCUGCCCAACCUGGUGGUCGGAGAAAUCACCCGCUCGGUCGUCAACUCGGCAUUUGGCCGCGGCAUCACCGCCGACGAAAUCCUGCAGUACCUCGCCGACCACGCCCACCCCAAGAUGUCGACCCUACCGUCGCUCCUCGACACCUCGACCACUCUCGGUGACCUUGCCCUGCUCUCGGCUACCUCGCCGCUGCAGUCGGCUGCUGCCUCGGUCGCCGCCACCCAGAAGGCCAUGGCUGCUGUCUCCUCGGACGAGGCCGCCAUCGACCGCCCCGCUGACGUCCGCGAAAUCGCCACCUCGUAUUACUUUCCGCUCCACGAGGGCAUCACCGACCAGAUCAAGCUCUGGGAGCAGGAACGCAACCGCAUCGUCUUUGUCCCUGACGUCGUCGUCUACUCGGGCUUUGCCACCAAGAAGGCCUUUAACCAAAUCGUCCAGCUCGCCACCGCCCGCGGCUGCCUCGUCUACGUCACGCCAGCCAAACGCAUGCUGGUGGUCAAGGAGUCGGGCGCCGCCGCCAUCAACGCCACCAUCUCGGGCAUAGAUCCGAACAUGUGA